AGCGAGAAGACACCCUACUUCACACACAAGGUAAAAAAUGGCUUCUUUUCAUGAUGCACAAGGGUUUUGGGGUAACCAAGGCGGAGAAGAAGAAGUAGAUGUGAUAUCCGUUGAGCUUAUCGCCAUGAUAGUGCCGCCAGAGUUGCAAGACUCGCCCAGAACCACCACACCAGAGAGUAGCACUAGUUCGAGCACGAGUGGUGGUUCUGACGACCACCAGCCUUCAAUGUCCAGCGAUUCGCUCACGGAAGUGACUCCCAGUGAAGCGGAGGGUGCUGAAGAGGAAAGCAAGGUUCUUAGUGGAAGACUGGACAACCUUCGCAAGGCCCCCAAAACCCUACCGACCGACUUUAAGUUCAAGGCAGCACUGCAUCACGAAGUUGCAGACGGUGCAGCCACAGUGAAAGGGUACAAGAAGUUAGAGGAGAUGGUGAGGCAAUACCAGAUCCCCAGGACCAUCCUAAUCCGAGCUGGGACACCGAACGAACAGGCGUGCUCAGUAUCAGUACGAGCUGGCCCUUUCGCAACUUACUCCCAACAGCAUCAAGUUUAUCAUAGGCUUUCUGCUGUUGUGCGAAAGGUUGGGGAUGUCUGCAAAGGCGGUGGUCUUCAGUCGCUCUUCCUGUACCGUUUGUGCCCGUCGACCAGUGGAACGAGAUGGUACUACAUCUCGAGGAGAGAGAAGAUGAUGAUAUUCACCAACAUAAGAAACAAGCUGACUGUUGGUGAUGUCGACCUGAAGAACCGGUUGCUCAAUCAUGUGAAGGCGGGGGGUUUGGUGGAUUUGGAGGCUUUGGUUACCCCGGACCAGAUCGCCUUGUUUGGGAAAAAUGAGCAGCAUCCUCGAGAGGCAACGUCAACGAGCUCAAGGCUCGAGGAACCUGGAGCUGGGUCCGGUUCCCAACGGCAGACCCAUUUUGACGAGCGGCUACCUGCGGCACUUGGGUGCAGCUCGUCGCACAGAAGUUCCAGCUCGACAUCAAGGCCGUGUGUCGAGCAGAGAGUAGAGCCUGCGCCCUCGAGCUCAAGAUGGCGGGCGAGAGAGGACUCUAACGUCGAAGAUGACAUUCCCCUCAUUCGGCAGAGGACGAGUACGGGGAACCAACCCGCUCCAACUGCUGCAGCACGGCCAGCCAACAUGCCCCCAGCGCCAGCUCGCGAGGUUGCUGAGCCAGCACCUGCCUCGUCGUCUGUGGCGGGGCCAAGGAUUGCAUACCCAGACGGCUUCAAUUACGUAAGGACUGAGUGCCAAGCCGCAAUGCUCUACACCGUCGCACUCUUCGAGUGCGAGCAGGGGGCGCGGGUGCAGAACCGCGAGCUGGAACACAACUGCAAGCAACUGGCCUCUGAGAAAGCCAGUUUGGCUAACGAGGUCAGUCAUUUGCAGAGCUCGGAGAUGGCUAACCGAGUGACAUCAGCAGAAAGCCGAGCUGACGAGUUGGCCCGCAAGAUCAACGAGCUGAAGGAGGAGCUUGAAAGGCUCAAGUGGAGAAGGAGACCGGCAUCCAAGCUACCAAGGAGGAGCUUGGCCGACGUCGUCGCUGUUGCCUCGGCUAACACUACCACGGACAUUUUCAACAAGGUUUGUGGGAAGGUGCUGCGAGUUCGGGCUGACUUCCCCAUCGGUGAGCCGGCUUUCUUUGAGGGCGAGAAGAUUGAUGCAAAAGGGAAGAGCCUCACCCAGCCAGCUGACACACGAGUGAAGCUGAAAUGGGAGCUUAAUGAAGAGGGGUUGCCCGUGUGGCCCCCUACCGUAGUGGAAGAAGGAGAAGACACAAAGGGGUUGCCAAGCUUUGACGCUUGGGUGGUAGACCCCAAGGACGUGCCCUUCCAGCACUCCUCCUUCUACUCAGCCUCAACCUCAGCCCGCCUCGGCUGCUGUCCCUACUCCUUCUCCUUCAGAUCGGCCAUCUCCUGCUCAGUCUGUUUCUACGCGCAAUGACGCAUCCAUCCCCGUCGACCUGACGAAUGACUAGUAUAGGACUUUUGUUUUGUUUGUUUUUUGUAUUUUUGUAUUGAUCAAUGAGACUGCUCAUUAUGUACUUCACUUGUAAAAGAACAUUGAUGGAAUACAAGUUGAACUUUUUC
Messenger RNA from Rubroshorea leprosula, 2088 nucleotides. The record is from the annotation of a GenBank genome assembly. Lineage: Eukaryota; Viridiplantae; Streptophyta; Magnoliopsida; Malvales; Dipterocarpaceae.